CAGACCCACUGUACUCUGACCUCGGAUCCUUCCUCAAUCCAGUUCCUUCUUUCAUUUUUCCAUUGCUUAAUUUCGGCAGCGAUGCCUCUAAAAUGUUAGCCAUAAACUUCCUUCUGCCUGGGGACAGCUCUGCGGCAGGGUCUCUGGCUCUCUGUGGCCUCCUCUGAGGGCUGGAGUGAACAUCGGGCGGCAUGGCAGGUCAGGGCUGCCACCUGAGAGCCUGCGAUAUUUAGGCACUUGGUGCCACAACAGGCCUGAUCAGGUGAACACAGCGUGUCAGCGGAGCCUGGGCGGAGCAGGCUCGGAAGCCUGCAGUGGUUUUCUCUGUGGGAAAUCAGAGCAGCUCGGGGGCAGCGCCAUGGAUUCCUGCCCAGUGGAGGAAGGCAUGGCUCUGGCCAUCCCCCCGCUGAGGCAGAGCGAGAAGUUCCAUCUGUUUGUUAGCUACAGCAGUGUGGACGCCGCCUGGACCCACAGGCUCAUCAGUCGCUUGGAAGCUGCCCACGCGGGGCUGAAAGUCUGCCUGCACCAGCGGGACUUCACCCCAGGCAGGAACGUCAUGGAGAACAUGGCAGACUGCAUCCAUCAGAGCCAGAAGGUGCUACUGGUGCUGAGUCAGGACUUCGUGCAGAGUAGAUGGUGCCUCCUGGAGGCCAACCUGUCGCUCUUUGGUUACUGCCUAGAGAGGAAGCCUGUCAUCCCUGUCCUGCUCCGGCCCUGCCAGGUCCCAUUGCACCUCAGCCACCUGACAUACCUGGAAGCCACCGACAGACACUUCUACAGCAAGGUGGUGCAGGUGCUGUGCACGCCCAACCAGCGCAUGGCGCGCUUCCUGCCGGGCCCGCGCCCGGUCCCUUCCCUCUACAGCGGCAAGACCCUGCUCACCCUGAACUGCAUCAACAGGGACAACCUGCCCUCAUGGAAGGUGGGGACCUUCAGCACCCUGGGCGUCCCAGACCCCUUGAAGGAGGUGUUGGAAGACCCUGAGGUGUACAAGCAAGCUGUGGGCAUCCUGAACGGGGUGCGGUCCCCCAGGUCCUGCCUCCGGUACCUGGGCUGCAGACUUACGCUUGGCAUCUUCCUCAUUCUUCUCUCCUUGACAUCGGCUUUCCUCAUUGUGGUUUGUGGAUUCCAGAACGACAAACCACGUUCAAUUUUCCUUGUAACGACCGUCAGUGUGUGUGUCAGCCUCCUCUUACUGGUCUUAGCAGUUAACAGCCUGUGCUGGUUCAGAAGGUUUUCAAAGAGAAAGAUGCGGGAGCUGGUCCUGAAGGUGGGGGAGGCCAACCUGCUCUUGGCUCCCCACUCAGUGCUGAUGGGCUGUGACACCAAGAACAAGGUCUACUUCGUGUACGUGCUGCUGGAGGACUGCAGGCAGGCCUUCCUCCAGGCCCCCGAGGGUGAGGCCCUGUUCCAGGAGGUCCUGCUGCGGUUCUCAUCCACCUACGCCUGCUGCCUCGUCCACUCAGACUUCCCCCUCUGCGAGGACGCCACAGGAGCUCAGGGCCACCUGGAGGUGGGCCUCUGCUUCUGCCAGUUCGUCUCUCUGCAGCUGAAGAGACCUGGGGGGUUUGGGGUGAACCCCGUGUGAUGGCAGCAGGGCCCCGGGGCUGCACCUUUUGUUGGAUGUCCAGCUGCCCCUCAUCUGGCCCUGAGGACGUGGAUGCAAUGAGGCCUGAAUGGUGCACACAGGUCUCUCACCUCUGUUUAGCUGUGCCAAGCGGGGCGGCCUGCGGGCCCCUGCACUGCCCAGAGGACCCCACAGCCUGCUCUGAGGGCAUAGGUGACCACUGUCAGCCCACCAGGCUUAGUGUCCUGCUCUGGCCUGACAGUUGGGGAGGGGGCUUUGGUCAAACUACCUGCAAGGAGGCCAAGGAAAGCAGUGGGCUCACUUCAGGACCCCUGAGAUUCCCUUAGGAACUGUCCUGUCCCUCUGGUGGGAACAGUCCCCGCCCCUCUCUGGGUGGCCGGUCAGUGUCCAGGGGGCCAGGGCAGAACACACUGGCUCCCUGGGCCCCCUCUGCGAGCAGGUCCUCCAGGCACCAGGUCCUCCAGGCACCUGCCCCUCACGCUGGGACACAGAAAUUGGGAACAGGCCAAACCCUAGGGAUUUGGGACAUUCACCCUCUGCCUCCUGGGCAACGACACACUUGCACACACACACGCACACACACACGCACACACACUUGCACACAC
This is a messenger RNA of Rhinolophus ferrumequinum (greater horseshoe bat), 2193 nucleotides long. RefSeq lists its product as uncharacterized. Lineage: Eukaryota; Metazoa; Chordata; Mammalia; Chiroptera; Rhinolophidae. Bases 359 to 1588 code for a protein of 409 amino acids. Gene Ontology annotation, cellular component: membrane. The transcript is spliced from 2 exons. The record is from RefSeq and is a predicted model, not a curated record. Gene Ontology annotation, molecular function: transmembrane signaling receptor activity. Gene Ontology annotation, biological process: toll-like receptor signaling pathway; immune response; inflammatory response.